Messenger RNA from Calidris pugnax (ruff), 1329 nucleotides. RefSeq names its product ectonucleotide pyrophosphatase/phosphodiesterase 7 (gene ENPP7). The record is from RefSeq and is a predicted model, not a curated record. The coding region runs from base 1 to 1311 and encodes 436 amino acids. The transcript has 5 exons. Lineage: Eukaryota; Metazoa; Chordata; Aves; Charadriiformes; Scolopacidae.
AUGUUCACUUCUCUGGGGCUCGUGUUGGCUGCCCUCUCUUUAGCGAGCUGUGUCCCCGUGCAGCCCGUAUCCAACCGCAACAAACUCCUCCUGGUCUCCUUCGAUGGCUUUCGGUGGAACUACGACCAGGACGUGGACACCCCCAACCUGGACACUAUGGCUGCGGAGGGGGUGAAGGCACGGUACAUGACUCCUGCCUUCAUCACCAUCACCAGCCCCUGCCACUUCACGCUGCUGACCGGGCGGUACAUGGAGAACCACGGGGUGAUCCACAACAUGUGGUUCAACACCAGCACGGGGGUGAAGCUGCCCUACUACACCACGCAAGGCAGGGACGACUGGUGGGACAACGGCAGCCUGCCCAUCUGGAUCACCGCCCAGAGACAGGGUUUAAAGACAGGCUCUAUCUACUUCCCCGGAGGAAGAGCGAGGUAUCACGGGGAAGAAGUGAAUAUGAAGUUGGUGGAGCCUCCCGUGUUCAACUACAGCGACGAAACCAUCUGGAGAAGCAACGUCGACACCGUCAUCGAAUGGUUCACGGUGAACAACCUCGACUUCAUCGCUCUCUACUUCGGGGAGCCCGACUCGGCAGGACACAAGUACGGCCCCGAGUCCACGCAGAGGAAAAGGAUCAUCGAGCAGGUGGACAGAACUGUGGGUUACCUGAGGCAGCGCAUCCGGGAAAGCGGCCUGGAGUCCAGACUCAACCUCAUCAUCACGUCUGACCACGGCAUGGAGACUGUCUUAAAGACCAACGAGAUCCACAUCGGGGCACUACCUAACUUCUCGUUCAAAGACAUCCAGUUUGAGCUCUUAGAUUACGGCCCAGUUGGACUACUGCUGCCAAAAGAGGGAAAAUUAGAGCAUGUGUAUUCGGUCCUGAAAAACGCCCACCCAAAAUUACACGUCUACAAGAAAGAAGAGUUACCGAGGAGGCUCCACUACUCCAACCAUUCCCGGAUCACCCCCCUGGUGUUGUAUGGAGACCCAGGAUACGUGAUCCAUGGGAGAAUCAAGGUCCAGUUCAAUAAAGGGGAACAUGGUUUUGACAACGAGGCCAUGAACAUGAAAACCAUCUUCCGCGCCGUGGGACCAUCCUUCAAGCAGGGGUUGGUGGUUGAACCCUUCGAAAGCGUCAACGUCUACGCUCUCCUCUGCGAGCUGCUGGGCAUCGUCCCUGAGCCCCACGACGGCUCCCUGGAGACCAUGAAGCCCAUGUUGCGGUCCAGUGCUCCUCUGCCUCCUGCCAAGAAGCUGCCGGUGAUGCUGGGAAUCGCUCUCCUUCUGGGCUACUGGGGAGGAAUACACUAAACCCCCCCCUCACCAGAG